Desarmillaria tabescens is the source of this 1741-nucleotide messenger RNA. Its product is annotated as S-adenosyl-L-methionine-dependent methyltransferase. Bases 53 to 1699 code for a protein of 548 amino acids. The transcript is spliced from 6 exons. Gene Ontology annotation, molecular function: DNA binding; DNA (cytosine-5-)-methyltransferase activity. NCBI's taxonomy places the organism in Eukaryota, Fungi, Basidiomycota, Agaricomycetes, Agaricales, Physalacriaceae. Gene Ontology annotation, cellular component: nucleus. Gene Ontology annotation, biological process: negative regulation of gene expression via chromosomal CpG island methylation. The record is from RefSeq and is a predicted model, not a curated record.
UUAUUAUGUCAGUCUCCUUUUUUUCCCUCUCAUGGGCGAUCUGUACUAGCAAAUGAAGCAUAAACAUGAUCAGACGACGGUUUGCGGGUUUGAGAUUCGUCAACAUGAUGUUCUCGAAGUCGAACUUGAAACCUCAAAAUCUCGCCGUCGCUUCGUGCACUUCCUCGUUUAUGUCGAAAUGAUUUCCGAAAUACGAAGUACGAAAUCAGACCCAAAGAUCACUCUGGAAGUCGUAAAGUACCUGAGUGUACAUGAUUUUCUCGAUCCCGCUCUUGGCAAAAAUCCUCAAAAUUACCGUCAUAUAGAUAGUAUAUCUGAAGAGGGUCGAGGAUUUCUUCUUGUGCCAGACGAAGUAGAUACCGACAUGGCCGAAAUCUCUGUCGGGGAUAUCAAGAACGUUAUUACACGUCAUGGUCAGCUUUCAAGGGCCCCGCAUCUGGUCUCAGGAUUACCGAUAGCAGGCUUUUGGUGUCGAUGGGUCCUUCAAGUAGAUCAACAUGUGCGAGAGCACAUUUAUCCUCUAAGAAAUACGAACAAGGCUGCACACCCUCCAAAGCCCACUUGCCCUCCUUCACUAGCAACCGGUGAUUUCUUUUGUGGUGCUGGUGGAUUUUCCGAAGGUUUCAACAAGGCAAAAUUUGACGUGGUUGUGGGGGUCGACAAAAACAUGCACGCCUACAACACAUGGAAAAUAAACCACCCUCAGGCAGAUGUGCAUUUCGCGACUGUGGAAACGUUUCUCUCAGAACUAAACAGAACCAAUAUAACAUGCCCUGAUCUUACAGUGGCCUUGUUAUCACCCCCUUGCCAGGGCUUUUCCGCAGCCAAUCCCGGUGGCAAAGAUGACAAUGUCAACCGUAAAGCGCUAUCAAUUUCAACACGCAUCUUGACUGCCACCAAUGCAUAUUACGGGUUGAUUGAGAAUGUUCCUGGGCUUUCUUUCCCCUUGCAUCUGCACCAUCUGCACGAGGUCAUGAUCAAUUGUAUGAAGGCAGGAUAUCAAAGUCGCUGGGCGAUCCUUAACGUAAAGGAGUAUGGCGUUCCUACCAUUCGCAAACGGCUAUUUCUGGUUGUCGCCAAACUAGGACUUACUAUGCCUGCUUUCCCUAAGUCUACGAUAUCUGAAACAGGACCAGUAACUCUACGUGAUGCGAUAGAGGACCUCGAUAUUUCUAACCCCCGAGAAGACGCUAAUUCGGGAAAUCCUGUUUUUAUGUGGACUCGAGAAAUGCUUACACCAUAUGCGGUGUCGAUGAAUGCUUCCGACAAGAUAGAACAUCAUGCUAUUUCCACCGCGUCUAUAGCAGGUUGGCCUGUUGCGAAGUGGGACGAGCCAGCAUGUACAAUUCGCACAUCAUGUAGCAAUCGUUGGGCAUGUGUGCACCCAGGAGGAGAAAGAUUGUUGUCUCCGCGGGAAUGCGCGAGGAUAAUGUCCUUCCCGGAUACAUACUUUAUAUCUGGUUCAGUGACGGAUCAAUACAGGCAAAUUGGUAACGCUGUUGCACCUAAAAUGGCGCAAGCUCUUGGAGAGGCUUUCAUGGAGGCCAUUCUAGCGGAUUUUCCUUCGCUUGAUACCGCUAAAAGACCUAGACAGGCUGCAUCGCGGAUCGGCGCCGGUUCCUCCACAAUUCUAGGCAAACACUCUCGUGAAGACGAAAACUCCAAAAACGGUAUGGGUCAUAAAAGGUGCCGCAAGUAAUAGACGGUGUGAUACUAUUCGACUGCUCGGCUAUUGUCAGCU